This is a messenger RNA of Coturnix japonica (Japanese quail), 4336 nucleotides long. RefSeq names its product caldesmon 1 (gene CALD1). Gene Ontology annotation, molecular function: calmodulin binding; actin binding; myosin binding. NCBI's taxonomy places the organism in Eukaryota, Metazoa, Chordata, Aves, Galliformes, Phasianidae. Gene Ontology annotation, biological process: muscle contraction; actin filament bundle assembly; angiogenesis. The record is from RefSeq and is a predicted model, not a curated record. Gene Ontology annotation, cellular component: actin cytoskeleton.
GCAGCUCUCAGGCUGCUCCAUGCUUGGACUGACUUACUGAAACAGAAGCACUUUUUUUGUGUGUGUGAAAGUUGGAUGGGGAGCAUGCACUGGUCGAUCAAGUUGAGCAGCUGAGAAAUCUGCCGGAAUUUCUGUAACUGGACGUUCAGCCAAAGAGCAUCUAUUAGAGAGAAUACAGCACAAAAGCUAAUAAUCAUAUGAUCUUGGAGCAGAGGGGGGUGAGGAAGGGGAGGAGGAUACAGGAUAGAUAAUGAGCCUCACAAUAGGCAAAUAGAGAGUGUCAUUACAGGAGCGGCAGGACCGGCCAAAUGGUUAACCUGUGGGGUGGAAAGAGCAUCCAAUGAGUCUCGCAUGCCUGAAAGGAUAAUGGCAUUUUUAUUAUCUCAUUCCACGCCCUGAUCAUCUGUCCAUUUUCUCCCUGGAGCUGGCAGCAGUUUGCACUGAUUCAUUCGCUACAGACAUGAUCAGCAGAUCAUACUGCAGGCAGAACUUGUCAAGUCUUUCCAAGCUGUCCUACCAGAGAAAUGAUGAUGAUGAUGAAGAAGCUGCCAGAGAACGUCGUCGACGAGCUCGACAGGAAAGGCUGCGGCAAAAGGAAGAAGGAGAUGUAUCAGGGGAUGUAACAGAGAAAUCAGAAGUUAAUGCCCAGAACAGUGUGGCAGAAGAAGAAACAAAGCGCAGUUUAGAUGAUGAAGCUGCAUUGUUGGAGAGACUGGCAAGACGGGAAGAGAGACGCCAAAAACGUCUACAGGAAGCCCUGGAACGUCAAAAGGAAUUUGACCCAACGAUCACAGAUGGGAGCUUGUCAGUGCCCAGCAGGAGAGAAGUAAACAAUGUGGAAGAAAACGAGACCACAGGGAAAGAGGAAAAGGUUGAAACACGCCAAGGACGCUGUGAGGUCGAGGAAACAGAAACAGUUACCAAAUCAUACCAAAGAAACAAUUGGAGGCAAGAUGGAGAAGAAGAGGGAAAAAAAGAAGAAAAAGAUGCAGAAGAGGAGAAACCAAAGGAGGUACCCACAGAGGAAAAUCAGGUAGAAAAGUCCACAGAUAAAGAAGAGGUGGUAGAAACAAAAGCUCUAGCUGUAAAUGCAGAGAAUGAUACAAAUGCUGUGCUGGAAGGGGAGCAGAGUAUAACUGAUGCUGCAGAUAAGGAGAAGGAAGAGGCUGAGAAAGAGAGAGAGAAACUUGAGGCAGAAGAAAAGGAGAGGUUAAAAGCAGAAGAAGAAAAGAAAGCAGCUGAAGAAAAACAGAAAGCAGAGGAGGAAAAGAGGGCAGCUGAGGAAAGAGAGCGGGCUAAAGCAGAAGAGGAGAAGAGAGCUGCUGAGGAAAGAGAGAGGGCUAAGGCAGAAGAGGAAAAAAGGGCAGCUGAGGAAAGAGAGCGUGCUAAGGCAGAAGAGGAGAGGAAGGCAGCUGAGGAGAGGGCAAAGGCAGAAAAAGAGAGGAAAGCAGCUGAGGAGAGGGCCAAGGCAGAAGAGGAGAGGAAAGCAGCUGAGGAGAGAGAGAGGGCUAAGGCAGAAGAGGAAAAGAGGGCAGCUGAAGAAAAGGCUAGGUUAGAGGCAGAAAAAAAGAAAAAGAUGGAAGAGAAGAAAGCACAAGAGGAAAAAGCUCAAGCAGAUUUGCUAAGAAAACAGGAGGAAGACAAAGCGGUUAAAGCAGAAGCUAAAAAGGAAAGCUUACCAGAGAAGGUUCAACCUACCUCCAAAAAAGAUCAGGUAAAAGACAACAAGGAUAAAGAAAAAGCACCCAAGGAGGAAAUGAAAAGUGUCUGGGAUCGUAAAAAGGGAGUUCCAGAACAAAAGGCACAGAAUGGAGAACGUGAACUCACUGCCCCCAAACUUAAAUCUACUGAAAAUGCUUUUGGCCGCUCCAAUUUGAAAGGAGCUGGAAAUGCUGAGGCUGACUCUGAGAAGCUGAAGGAGAAACAGCAGGAGGCAGCUGCGGAGCUGGAUGAGCUGAAGAAAAGGCGGGAGGAGCGCCGGAAAAUCAUGGAGGAAGAGGAGCAGAAGAAGAAACAGGAGGAGGCUGAGAGAAAAAUCAGAGAGGAGGAGGAAAAGAAGAGGAUGAAGGAAGAAAUUGAAAGGAGAAGAGCUGAAGCUGCUGAGAAACGUCAGAAAGUGCCAGAAGAUGGCGUAUCUGAAGAAAAGAAGCCAUUUAAAUGUUUCGGUCCUAAAGGUUCAUCUCUCAAGAUAGAGGAACGAGCAGAAUUUUUGAAUAAAUCCGCUCAGAAGAGUGGUGCGAAACCUGCCCACACAACAGCAGUUGUCUCAAAGAUUGACAGUAGACUUGAGCAAUACACUAGCGCAGUUGUGGGCAACAAGGCUGCAAAACCAGCCAAACCAGCAGCCUCUGACCUUCCUGUUCCAGCUGAGGGUGUCCGUAAUAUCAAGAGCAUGUGGGAGAAAGGGAAUGUUUUUUCAUCACCUGGGGGAGCAGGAACACCAAAUAAAGAAACUGCUGGCCUGAAAGUUGGUGUCUCCAGUCGUAUCAAUGAAUGGCUAACCAAGACCCCAGAUAAUAAAUCACCUGCUCCAAAACCUUCUGAUUUAAGACCAGGAGAUGUAUCCGGCAAACGUAAUCUCUGGGAGAAGCAGUCAGUUGAUAAGCCAGCUGCUUCUUCUUCAAAGGUAACAGCUACAGGGAAAAAAUCAGAGACUAAUGCAGGUUUGAGACAAUUUGAGAAAGAACCGUAGAAGGCUACUAAAGACGCUGGACCAAUCAGUUGGGGGAAAAAAAAGAAAGAAAAAGUGCUAAAUUGUUCUUUUUAUAUUUAUGUUUAUUUACCAAAAUGUCUUUUUGCAUUAUCCCAGUUAAAACCAUGUAUAUUAGCACUAUAUUUAAUAGUCAAUCUAGACAUUCAUCAUAAUAGUACUGCCUUUGCACAAGAACCUUUAUUCCUAAAGAAACCCAUGCUGUGAAAUAUACAGACUCUCCUACUGACAGUCAUAACUAUGGAUCAGAACAGUGAUUUCAGCUGGCAUAAGAGGUCAACCCAAAGUGCAUUUAAAGUGAAGUUGAUCAAGAAAGGUGUGCAGUAAACCUAUGAAAACAAUGGUUACUUUUGGAAUACAGAAGUCCUUCCUUCUGCACUUUAGACUGUGGCAUGGAAUAAAUAUCCUUAGUUGACAAUGUAAUGUUUUCUGUAAGUUGCCCAUGUCAUGAGAAAUACUGCAUCAAUAACUUGUUUAAUUUUUUGUUUUAUACUUUUUUUUAAAGUAUCAAUUUUUCCAUUCUAGUUUAAGUUAAUGCAUAAAUUUGGAUGAUUAUCUUAGCUGACAGCGGUACUGAUAUUUCUUUUUGUUGUUAGUGACUAGUAAUUGAUUGCAACUUAGAAUAUAUACACACAUAGCUUCACAAAGUUUAGCCUAAAGGCACUACUAACAGUAGAAUGCUUUAAUACAUGCUAGAGUAUUAUAUUUAGUAAUAAACGUACAUAAUUAGCCAAUAUCACAGCUUAAAAAAGAUAAAGACAAAAUCACACACUUUCUUAUAGUAAGAUUUCAUAAUUGCCAUUAGAGGUAUGGCAAGAUAAGUAUUAAAAGAUUUAAAUGUCAAUUGCCCAGGAAUGGGUAAUUGAAAAGAAAGUUAUAGUUAUUAAAAGAGGAAAAGGUAAGGGUAUAGAGGGUCAAAAAUAGGUCACUUGUAUAAAACAUUGUAGUUUAAUUUAUAUAAAACUACCAUAAUUAAAAAGUAAAAUACAGAAAAGCACAGUUGGAGCUUGUUUCAAAUGACUGUACACUAAAUCUUGCCAUUCAUCAGUGCCGUACACCAGGUCCACCUAAAUGAAGUAAACCUCUAUCUUUGUAGUGCUUCUUUUUAACUCUCUCUCCCAAAUAUCUUCUUUACAGAUGUUUUGAUUUGUAUAUAGUAAACACAUGGCUAUAAGAUGUCAGCUUGGUUUGAAUGUACAUGCCAUACAGCUUAGCAUUGACAUCCUACAGUGUAUGGAUGGCAAAAACUGAGCAGCUGAAGUAGCCCCCCAAGUACAUUGUUAACAGCUUUGUUGUGCAUCAAAACUACCGGGUUCUCCCCUUCACCACUUCCAUCUCUUACAGCAUCUGACUUCUUCCUAAUGGAGAGGAAUGUUAUAUUUUAACCCAAAGAUGAGCUCCCCUGCUUGGCUAAAACAUCUUGUUUACAUAGAGAUGCGUGUAGUUAUCUGUAGGGGGUGAAACUAUGCCUGACAUUGUCUAUGAGUUGUCAUAUUUUUUGUUUGGGGGUUUUGUAAACACUCUUCUGAGUCUUUCAAAUACAUUUGAUAGCUGCAAUAAAAAUGAUUUGUUCAAACGAUGUAUUCUGAAACCGCAUUCACAAUAAAUGGAAUAUUUCCAUCAGCA